Sabethes cyaneus is the source of this 8487-nucleotide messenger RNA. It is a transcript of the gene tefu, whose product is annotated as serine/threonine-protein kinase ATM. Gene Ontology annotation, molecular function: protein serine/threonine kinase activity; protein binding. NCBI's taxonomy places the organism in Eukaryota, Metazoa, Arthropoda, Insecta, Diptera, Culicidae. The record is from RefSeq and is a predicted model, not a curated record. Bases 1 to 8487 code for a protein of 2828 amino acids. The transcript has 17 exons. Gene Ontology annotation, biological process: DNA repair.
AUGUCGUCGCUUGCCGUACUGGAUCGGGAUUUGUGCGGCGUUUUAGCCGAAAUGAGAUCGGAAAAAAUUUCCUUACGGACCAAGGCCUUCGAGAAACUCGAGUUGAUGCUGAACAACCGUGAGGAGGAUAUGCUGCGCUACAUGGCAGAGCAAAAGUUUGACACCGGUUGGCACGAUCUGCUGGAUGCCGCUCACCACGGUAUUCAGAAGCAGAAUCGCAAACUUCUCGAAACCAGCACCUCGGCCAGUGGUGGGGCGACCAACGUUCAAAGUAAAUGUUAUGCCUACAUUAAGGUCAUUCAGAAGGUGGUAGAAUUGGCCAUGAAUCGGGAACAGCCGCAAAUUAAAUUUUCCGAAAUUAUUCGGCGCACCGGUGAUGUUCUUAGCGAUCCGAGCAUGUUGCAGAACUUUGGAGUAUGCUAUGUACAGAUUUUACAAAAACAUGUACUUAAUUCCAAAUGGGACUUAACCGUGAUAACAUACGACGAGUGGAUUGUGAUAUUAACGCAAUGCUUUGAGCUUUACCGAGAUGGACAGAUAAAGGAACAAGUUGUGGUUACUUGCAUGGUUUUAGCUGUCCGAAGGAGUCUGGAGAAUUGCUCUGUACAGGCCCAUUUCGUGAAAUUUCUUGACCCAUUAAAAAAGAUGAUCGUUGAGAGUGACAAAGGACGGUUGCAAAACGAACUAAUCAAAGUUGCAUACAGUUGCAGCUUAAGUCUUGCGGUUGAUUUUCGCUAUGAAAUAUGUAGUUUUACGGAAAAUAUUAUACCACAGCUUGUUAAGGGUUAUGAAUCGAAAAUGGAAGAGGAAAUGAAAACUAUUUAUUUUCGUCUAAUGCAUCUGGCGUUGAUAGUGCAUAAUCCAGAGAAAAGUUUUUCGGAAUGGCGAUCUAAUCAAGAUCUCUAUUACGCACAGGACGAAUCAGAGUGGUAUAAAUGCAUUCGUAAUAUGCACUUUAUAGUUGGUUGUGAGAUUAGGGCUCAUGUUUCCGCAUCCUAUAAUGCUGUAGGGGGACGAGAAAUGCCCUUCGUCGACGGAUUUAUUCCGUUUGCGGCUAGGCUGUGUUAUUUGAUUUUCUGGCACGAUGAGGUCUGGAGCCAAACAGGGUCUGAUAAUGGCAGCAGCUCAAAAAAGGUUAAACGAGCAAACAAGCUGCAAAGUUUGAUGGAUCUUAUAGGAUCUGAUUCCAAUCAGUUUGAAUGGCGCUGGUUGGUAGUGCUGGCAGAAAUCGUUGAACGAUGUCCAGCUGUUCUGGAGGAAGAAGACUACCAUCCGUUGCUGCAUCUACUGAGCACGAUACAGCCAAAGCUCAAUCUUUCUAUUCAACUGAAUGCAUUUCGCCUAUGUUGCAUAGCGUUGGUCAAAUUUGAACGGCAAGAUGCAUUCAUUAAAUCCAGUCUAAUUAACGGAGCACACUGCCUGGAACUUUGGCAAAAAAUCGCGGAGUGCUGUUUCCGGUGCAGUACAUCCAACAACAAAUCGUCGCCCGAUAAUCAUCAAUUAUUACAGCUGCUUAUUGCCUCUCGGAAAUAUCCGUCGGUGGGAUUUUUGAAUGGUAUUCUUCAAGCCUUUUACGCAUAUUCAAUCGAUUGCACCAAUAAUAAUGUCGCUACUAUUCGCACUCUAUUGGAGACGGUGCCAUUGGAAUUGUUUGGACCGGUUCAGGAAACCGUUGAAAGCGUGUUCAACUAUUUGUUUCCAAAAUCAAGGGAAACGCAGGCAAAGGGAAUUCUGUACAAGAAAGAACGACUGGAUGCUCACUUAGUCGCCGUAAUCACUGUUAACUGUGUAGUUACCAAACAUAAUCAAAGUGCCAGUAACGGCGUUGUUCUAAACGCAAACAACCCAGAAAGUGGACAGUAUUAUGAACCUGAUGAACAACUUCGAAAUAUAGAAGAAAACAUUCUUUUAAAGCGCGUGGAAAAACUAAUAACUAUACAAACCACAUCGUCAGUGGAAACCAUUUCGAACAAUUCGACUGUGAUCUAUAAUAUACACGAGAAAAACUUUGAAUUACUCUGCACAGUUAUUAACUUUGAGAAGCAUACUCUACCAGCGGAAAGUGAUGCACUUUAUAAUGGCUUAAUCAAUAUCGUUGGCGAUGUAGAACUGUACUUGUAUAUCCUGAAUGAAUUACUCAUCCACAGCGCUUUGGGCGACGAAUCUUUCGAGAAGUGCUUGAUAACGAAAAAGAUCACCUUCAAAAUACAGGAAUUGGAGCUGGGCUUUGAAAGGCUCAAAUCUGGGACGCUAUUGGAAUUGACUGAGCUUUCCCAUCGACUGCUGGCAAUUUUUAGCGGCUCAUAUCAUCCACUCAUCAACCAGAUGAUUAAAACGAGUGAUUUUACAAAUCUCUUUGAAUGGAUUUUCAAGAAAUCCAAGAGUUCCCCUGAACGAGACUCCAGGUAUAUUGAUCGGAUUCGACAGGAAAGCCUUAACAAAGAACAACUGAUUCAGCAUAAUUUUCUCGCGAUUGUUGCAAAUUAUAUGAAAUAUGAUGGAGUGCACACCAACAAAGCAAAGGAUUUCCUCGAUCGUGUUCAACUCAACAUCGAUAGCAACGUAGAUCUGUUCUACAUCUUUCAAUUAUCACAUAUAUUUGUCAAACAAAGAUCUACGUUCUUCCUUGCCGAAUGGAUUCUAACAUAUAUUAAGGAUGUAUGCAGGAAUCACCACUCUAACUGCGCCGUAACCGAAGCUAUCAUUGACUUGUUCGCGGAACUGGUGAUCUUUGUCAGUCCACAUGAAGCACUUUUCGAUGACAUUAAUACUGUACUGCUUUCCUUUCUUCGGAAAGCAAACAAACAAAUCUAUUCGGUCCGGUUACAGCGUAAGAUCUACGAUCAGGUUAAAUUUCUACUGAAAGCUUAUCCUAAUUAUUUCGAUUCGUUUGAAACAAUCUUUGUUAGAAUGGUCGCACUGAUUAAAGCACCAAGCUUCCUCAUCCAAAUGAGUGGUGUGGAAAAUCUUCUGUAUCUCUUCGCUGAUGAAUGGGCUUUUUCGCGGGAUAAUACGAAAAUUGAUUUCCUUCAGUUUCAGCAGAAGCUGUACUCGGAAGUAAAUUUUCAAAUAGAUUCAGUUCUCUCGAGGGAUGAACGGGAAGGCUUGCUGGCAGCAUAUUUGCAACUGAUCUGUGGAUCAUGGUGUCAAAGCUAUCAUAUCAGGAAACAAGCCACGUGGGAUCUGGUUGAACAGGCUCAGCUGAGCCAGGUUGCACAACAUAAAGUUCAAAUGAUCCUAAAGUUGAUUGGUGACAUUACUUCCAUUAAUGCAGUGUCUGUUGUGCAUGACUGCAUGGAGACAAUAAUCGAUAAGUGGGUAGUCAAGUACCAGUUAAAAUCCUUUCCAUGGUGUAUCGUUGCUUGUGAAUCAUUGGACAAAUUUAUUGAAUGUUAUCAAUCGGUUAUUGCGUUCGCUAUUAUUCGUUACAAACCAUCAGAGCCAUCGCAGCUCUGCAGGAUUUUUAGAAAAUCUGUGCCCGACAUGAUCAAGCAAAUAUCUACGAGAUGCGUUUCAUAUCUCAUCCCCAACUGGGUCCAUUGCGUGAACAUGCCGCAGUCAUAUUUACAGCGGGCAGCACAAAUGGAACAAAUAAUCCUCAAAAGCGGUGUGAACUUGAAACUGUGUACAACCAGCGAUGAGUCAUUGGUUCUCAUUGUGCAACAUCUCUUGGAUUAUCUACAUGACACUGAAAGAACGUGGAAGCUGGCCGAACGUGAAACUUUAACAGCGGAAAAGGAGUAUAGGCUAAAUAGCGAAAGUUUUACAUUAUGUUUAGAUUACCUUAAAAGCAUGUUAAGUACCGGUGCCAAGCAGCCAGCGCUAACGUAUCUUUGCUCGAAGCACCCUUCCGUUGUAGAACGAAUUUUUAUGUUUUUGAAGUUAAAACUUCAACACUCGGAAGUGACGGAAGAUAAGCUUACAGUUCUUUUCAAAUACUCCACGUUAUUGGAUCUACUAUUGGAGGAUUAUUUCGGCCAGCAACGUUCGGUUGAUCUGAAGCAAUAUCUAAUAAGAGACAUUUGCUACUUCCUCUGCCAUAGCAUGAUGGACAAUAAGUUUCUGCAUGUGGCGAUUUUAAAUAUGUUAACAAACUUUGUCGCAAAGAUCAUAUCCAGUUGCGCCGAGUAUUUGGAGCCAUACCUUAACUUUUUGGUUUCUUCCCUGCUGGUAGUAUACGAUCAAGGCUCAUCCACUCGUGUUGCCCAAAAGGUGUUGAAUCUGUUGAAUUUGAUGGUGAUUGAAAGUUACGCUCUAUUGGGCGAUGGAGUCAAAAAGUUGAACUACUUCCCGGAUGCUCACGAUUUCACCGAACUUCGUCAAGCGCUGGAAAAAUUGAAGGAAACCCAACAUCAGCUUACGUUGAGCGAGAGUAUUGAUCGUAUCCUGGAGCUGCCAAGUUUGAAGUAUGAAGAGCUUACUACCGUGCGGGAAUUGCUGUGUAAUAGGAAAGAGAAUUUGCGAGAGUUGUGCAGUGAACUCGAGGCUUCCAAUGGAUUCUCGGAUAGUUGUUCAAAAAAUAUUAUUUUACGAUUGAUUAAUGUGCUGUUGGAUGAAAUCCGCAAUGGCUCAAACGAUAGUCACACAGUGGAAGCGCUGCGCUGUCUGGGAGAGAUUGGACCCAUCGAUUUAGCUACACUACUACUUCGACCUGAUACUGAUACGGAAAUUUACGAGCCCUUGGAGUGUUGCGGAGAUGCCAUAGCAUUGCUAGUGCGAGUUCUUCUGACGGAGUUGAACAAACUCAUCGUAUCUAGCGACUUGAUGAUUGUCGAAAAAGCUACACUGGUAUGUUAUCACCUUUUCCGGAACAAAAUCUAUCGGGAAUUGACGGAUGAUACGCGCGCUUUCAUUCCCUAUAUGACAAGCCAAACCGAGGACCGGAACUUGUUCGAACGCUCGGCAGAGCGAAUCCCUUUGAAUAAGAUAAUUGACAGCACCGGUGGGGGCAUGACCUAUGCUUCCUUCGUAUUAAGUUUAUCGUCGACGUUACUAGAUUUUCUGCAUGAUACUGUGAUAAAAGCGCUAGCUGAAGUCGAGCCUGUUUUUGCAGCCACAAUUAUUCCACUAUUACUACAAAUCGUUUUAAGUUAUUGCGAUAAAGAUUUGAAUGAAGACGUUCAAAUAUUUGUCAACUCAUUCUUUGGAAAAAUCUCAAAUACUUCUGUAGAAGCUUGUAUAAGUAAUAAUCUGGAGGCUAUCAAUCUAAUGCUCAAAAUAGUUGAGUGCGUACGAUUGAAUAAUCAGAAUCGACCGAAAAAGCAAAUCAAAUUGAAUUAUCUGGAUAUUGCUGCGGCCAGCUUACGAUGUGGUGCCUAUUUUAAAGCCAUUCUGUACUGCGAAUUGUGGUGUCUCGAACAGCAAAGCGAAGGUUCAACGGUCGCUGACGCUGGCAAACAGGAUCCUCAGCUGAUGUCUAUCAUGAAAACAGCUUAUAUGGCUAUUGGAAUUGAUGAUGCAGCGAAAGCUUUCCUCGAUCCAAUAGCUUCCCGGAAUGAGUACUAUCAAUUGGAACGCAGAUACGGUCAAAGUUUACUGUACUAUGACGUUGCUAGUACUAGUAACAAUGAGGCAGACAGUUACGCUUAUUCGGAAGCCUUAAAACGGUCCAGUUUGUAUGGAUUAGCCAAAAGUGCCCUUGCUGGUAAAGAGCAGGUGGAUUAUGAUUGCGCGUGGCGUUUAGCUGACUGGAAUGUGGUUUUGGAAGACAUUCCGAAAGCCUGUAAUGAUAGAGUUGAUUGGGAAAUAACGUUUAAAAAACAGCAUUAUAAAGCUUUAAAAUGUUUGCACUUAAAGGAUGCAGUCGCCACUGGCGGUGCUGUAUUCGAAGCCAGAAAAGCUAUUGCUGAAAUGUUGAAAGUAGCCAGUAUGGAAUCAACGAAAAAUAUGUAUCCAUUUCUUUGUAAGCUACGACAGCUUCAGCAAGUCGAAGAUUUCAUGAAUGUUCAAUUUGUUAAGGUAAAUGAUGGCGAGAAAGAGUUGUUGCAUAAAUGGGAUCGUCAAGAUCAGCUCCCUUACAGUGACUUUUCUUUCAUGGAAGUAAUUCUGGUGCAGCGUGCUACUAUUCUGCAAACUGCACGUAUCCGAGCUUUGCGCAAAUGGGUUCCAGAUGCACUCAAUCAUGCAGGUUUUCAAUUGAUCUAUGAGGCGCGUGUGAGUGGCCACCACGAUGUUGCCAUGACCGCAAUUUGCGCAAUGAAUCAACAGACUUUAUCGGAUGAUGUGAAGGCGCUGCUGAUGCUAGAAGAUGCUCAGCUAAAUUGGGCGAUUGGUGACAAGUUUCUUUCCAAGAAAUUGGUGAACGAGAUAGUUGCCGGUGGUAAGUGCAAAGAUUUAAUGGUCAAUGCCGCAGCUUUUCGAAUCUACGGAAGCUUCCUGGCAGAAACGCAUGCCGAAGAUGUGCAGAACGUGUAUAAGAACUUUUUCCGGCAAUCACAAGCACUGGUAGAAGAAUCCGUGCGACAAACUAGUCAAAAAGCAGAAUCUCCCUUGGUGGACUAUCAAAACAAGUGUCUGGAUAGUGAUCGCAAUUUCAUUGUACUGCACACUGUGGCUAAGUAUGCCGAUCGUGAGUUUGCAAGAUUAAAAAGUCACUUUGCUUCGACGGAAUUUCAAUUGAAAAAAAUCAAUUUGGAAAAAUUGAAAAAGGAACUAGCUCUAAUCGAGGCCGAGCAAGCCAGCACCAAAGAGUCGGAAAAGGAAAAACUCUCCAACUUGAGACGAGCCAAAAUGUCGACGAAGCAAAACGCCGCCCGUGACGAGCAGUCGAUUAAAAUGAUGCAGUCCGAUAUGGAAAACUACCUCAAAAUGGCACUGCUUUACUAUUCGUCCUUUUCACGGAAAUCGAGCGUCGAAAGCGAUCUUGCCGUUUUUCGCAUUGUUGCCCUUUGGUUGGGUAAUUAUAGUGCUGCACUCGCGGAAAGCUGUGCCGAGUCGUUGCAGGUCGUACCCACGUACAAAUUUGUGCCCGUGUUGGCUCAGUUGGUUCCGCGAUUGGACAAUCGAAGUGAUGGUGUUGGCAAAAUGGUUUUCUCCAUUUUGGAACGUUGCGCUAACGAUCAUGCUUACCACACGCUGCCGCAUAUCUUUGCCCAGGUUUAUGCCUUUGCUGAUGUCGAGCGAUCGGAAGUACCGAAAGAUGACGAACGUUUGCUGGGAGCCCAAGCGUUGUACCACAAACUGCGAAAGAAUGCGAAAAUCUCCCAGAUUGUUGAUCAGUAUACCGACAUGAACCUGGCGUUAAUAGAGAUGGCCAAUAAAACUUUGGGAAGUGCUAGGGGAUUCAGUGACUACACAAUGACCGCCAAGGAUGCGCUUAGAAAGUGUAGAAAACUAGACAAGAUACACUGUCCUACGGUGGAUCUUAAAGUGCAAGAAAAUGCAACUUACAAUGAGAUUAUUGGUAUAGUUCAGUGGGACGAUCAAAUCCAAGGUGUCGGUGGUAUCAAUGCUCCGAAGAAGCUAGUCUGUCAAUGUACGGACGGUCAAGAGCGAAUACAGCUUCUGAAGGGAAAGGAUGACAUGCGGCAAGAUGCAGUUAUGCAGCAGGUGUUUAACAUUUUAAACAUCCUAUUGCGACAUGAUAAGGAAGCAAACAAGCGAAAGCUGACGGUACGGACCUACAAGGUGGUGCCACUUUCCCGUCAGAGUGGAAUCCUGGAAUGGUGCUCGAAUACUCUUCCGUUCGGUGCUUGGGUUAUUCCAGCGCACGAACGAUACCGACCCAAAGAUUUAACUCCCUUAGAAGCGAGAAAGGCCUUUGCUGAAUUGGCAAAAUCAUCGACACGGACCAAACAGGAAAAGUUUCUGAAAAUUUGCCAGCGAUUAAGUCCCGUUUUUCAACACUUUUUCCUGGAACGGUUUCUUCUGCCGGGAACGUGGUUCGAACGGCGGCUUUGUUAUACCAGAAGUGUUGCGGUCUCGUCGAUGGUUGGUUAUAUUCUGGGAAUUGGCGAUCGGCAUGUGCAGAACAUACUGGUGGAUGAAAAAACUGCCGAGGUUAUCCAUAUUGAUUUUGGAAUCGCCUUUGAAUUAGGUAAAAACUUACCCACACCGGAAACGAUUCCGUUUAGAUUGACCAGAGACAUUGUCGCUGGGAUGGGUGUUAGUGGAAUCGAAGGAAUUUUCAGGAAAUCCUGCCAGAAAACGAUGGAAAUUUUGCGCAAUAAUCACUCGCCGAUCAUGACAAUAUUGGAGGUGCUUCUGUAUGAUCCGCUGUACACGUGGAAUGUUCUUUCGAACAAAAAAGCUGCCCGAAAACAGAUGGCCGACAUGUACGGCGAAGGUAACCGGUUCGAUGGUGGUGCAACCUCGGCCAAUGUGAACAUCAGUGCCGAGCGUGCGCUGCUGCGAGUUAGUGACAAACUCAACGGGAAGGAGGACGAAAAAUAUACCUCAGUGGAAGGACAAGUCGAACGAUUGAAUUGUGCUGCGUCCAGUAAUUUGAAUCUGUGUCAGCUGUUUCACGGUUGGCAACCCUAUCUGUAA